CAACACUGACGCUGUCAUCUUUCUUGUUUGGUUGCAUGCCUGCUUAAGAGAGAAAAGGCGUCUUGUUUUCUUCAGAUUCAGGACGGCUGUCAAGCGUUCUCUAUCUGAAACUUUUUUUUGUACGUAUACUUGGCGAACAGCAGGAGCUUUCCUUGAGAACACGUCCUCCGCGUUUGUGCGAACUGUGCUCCGAAGAAGAUGAGGACGAGUUUGAGCGUGUGCUGCGCGGUGGUGCAGCUCCUAGUCGCUGGCGUGCUCGUUUCUUGCGACCAAGACAAUAACCAGACCAUUACAACAAACAAUGCGACCCUAGCACCAACCGCCAAGUCUGGUAACAGUACAGUUUCUGCCACAACAACUUUGCAAACAUCAAAAGCAAACAUUACAUCACCGACUACUUCUUCAAGCACUGUGAAAAAUAUUACAUCUACAGCUUCCACUGGCAAAACCAGUUUGCAAACAACAGCAAUAAAGAAUGUAACAUCUGUUUCAACUUCUGCUAACACCAGAAGCACCACUACAAAUACAUCAUCUGCUGGUACAGCUUCGUCACACAUUGGUUCAAGAUUUGAUGGUGGUAGUUUCAUUGGUGGUAUUUUACUGACCCUGGGAAUGACUACUCUUCUGUUUUUGGCCUACAAGUUCUCCUAUGCAAGACGUGAAGUGCAGUACCGAACACUUGAUGAACAUGACGCCAUCAUUUAAAAGGAGCAGUCGAGUCAAAGGGCUGCCACUAUGAACACCGGCACGUGGAGAUGACCUUGCUGAGGUUGCUUUAUAUAAAAGAGAAGAUUAAGUACAGUACUUCGACUUACAAAGAGGUUUCUUUAUUGCACAAGCAUUUAUUCUUUUUGCUAUAUUGGCUUAUUUUGGCAGUAAUAAUUUGUUGUGGAAUACGUUGCUUUUACACUUGAGCUACUUUUGCCAGACUUUUUUUUCCCUAUGAAUGUUAUGAUAAAUAUGUAAAGUAUAUGUUAAAUGCAAACCACUUUUAAAUGUGAUGGGCAGGAUAAUUGUGGAGAUUUAAAUCCAGUGAAGUUUGGGAAAUGUUUUUAACAGGUAUUGUAACAAUGGAUUUUUCUCUCCAAAUGUUUUUCAAAAAUUGCUAAGGA
Molecule: messenger RNA, 1112 nt
Organism: Polypterus senegalus (gray bichir)
Lineage: Eukaryota; Metazoa; Chordata; Cladistia; Polypteriformes; Polypteridae
Gene: tmem123
Product: transmembrane protein 123
Exons: 6
Coding region: 199-705 (168 amino acids)
Cellular component (GO): cytoplasmic vesicle
Source: RefSeq, a predicted model, not a curated record